Messenger RNA from Ruditapes philippinarum (Manila clam), 1494 nucleotides. Its product is annotated as protein PF3D7_1417600-like. The transcript is spliced from 7 exons. NCBI's taxonomy places the organism in Eukaryota, Metazoa, Mollusca, Bivalvia, Venerida, Veneridae. The coding region runs from base 1 to 1494 and encodes 497 amino acids. The record is from RefSeq and is a predicted model, not a curated record.
AUGACUCAACAUUUAAGUGUUAGAGAAAGACAGCGUGUCCUAGUGGCCAGGAGAUUAUCCGAGAAAGGAACGACAAUUAUGUGGACAUUUCCCGUGUUGCUGCUCGGAGUUUUCUCCCUUCGCUCCUUGGCUCUGCCUAUGGCUUAUAGCUCUGCUGGUCUUGGCGCUUCUAAUAAUAAUGGUCUCAUGGCGGCUAUGAACGUGGCAAUGAACUCUGGGAAUGGCGCAGCCAAUCAGAACGCUGCUAACAAUGGUGCUAACAAUAGAGGCCCGGCUGGUGGCGUAAGCCCCACAGAACCAGUGGAUGAUGCCACGGAGAGAGUAAAUAGAGCAAAUAAAGCUGCAAGAAUUGCCGCUGCCGCAGCUGCUAGCAACAACAACAACAAUAACAACAAUGGCUUUAUGGGUGGUUCCGGCAUGGUUCCAUAUUAUCCAAUGAUGGUCAUGAACAAUGCUAACAACGCAGCUAAUAUGAUGGUUUCCAACGGUAAUGGAAUGAACGGAAACCUAGUCAACAUGGGAAAUGGGCUGGUAGACAUCAUUCCAAUGGGACAAAAUAACAACAACAACAACAACAAUGGAUUUGACAUAAAUAUGAUGAACGCUAUGAUGGGAAGCGGUGGUGCAGCUAACACUAACACUGGUGCAAUGAAUGCCAUGAAAGCCGCUGCUAAGAUUGAAGCCGCCAACAUGAACGCUGCAAUGAACACAGCUAACAUGAACGAAGCUAUUAAUACUGCAAACAUGAACGCUGCCAUUAACGCUGCAAACAUGAAUGGAAUCAACAUGAACAACGGGUUGAAUACUGACAACAUGAAUGCCGGUGCUAUGAACGCAAUGGCUGUUGCUCAAAUGGAGGCCGCUAAUAUGAAUGCAGCAAUAAAUGCCGCUAACAUGAAUGCUGUCAACAUGAACGCUGCCAACAUGAACAAUGCCAACAUGAACGCUGGUACCAAUGCAGUAAAUAUGGAUGCUGGUACGAUGAACGCAAUGAAAGCAGCAGCAAGAAUGGAAGCUGCAAACAUGAACGCUGCAAUGAACGCUGCUAACAUGAAUGCUGCAUUGAACGCUGCCAACAUGAACGCUGCGAUAAACGCUGCAAACACAAAUGCUGCCAACAUGAAUGCCGGUAACAUGAACAAUGCAAACAUGAACUCCAUAAUGAACGCAGCAAACAUGGAUGCCGCAACUAUGAACGCCAUGAAAGCAGCUGCACAAAUGGAAGCUGCAAACAUGAACGCUGCACUCAACCUUAAUAACAUGAACGCUGCAGGGGCCAACACGAUGGGAAUGAGCGCCGACCAGAAUCUUGCUAACAUGAACAUGGUUAGCAUGAACGUCAACGGUUUCGUGGCAACGGUUUCGGUCAAAAUGGUAUCAACAACAACGGUUUCGGUCAAAACGGUAUCAACAACAACGGUUUCGGUCAAAACGGUAUCAACAACAAUGGUUUUGGUCAAAAUAACAACAACAACAACAAUGGAUUCAACAUGA